AUGGGCUGGACGACAUGUAGACCUGAUUUUAAGCUUCUUGGUGACGUGAUAUCGGUUGCUGAAUUGCAUUUUAUUUUUGUUGAUAGAAAAACACGGUCUAUAUUGGGCGAUAAGGGCGCUCGGACGCACAGAGGGGGCUGCGGCGCGCACAAAACGGCGCGGGGAGGGGGCCGGGGCGGGGCGGAGAAGAGUGCCAAAAAUGAGAGGCUCUCUAUCCCUUCCUUCCUAAUUCUCAACCGCCCAUCUGGGUCCACAGGCUGCGUUGCACGCAUUUUCCCUCUCUAUCUUCUCUCUAAUUCUCUAUUCAUGUACCUCACGUCGCGUCCUGCAAUAAUGUCUGCCCCUGAAGCUGCUGCCGCCCCCGUCGCUGCCCCCGCCCCCGCCGUUGAGGAGGUCAAGCCUGUAGAGCCUGCUGCCCCCACCCCUGCUGUUGAGGAACCCGCUGCUCCUAAAGCUGAGGAGCCUGCUGCUACUCCCGCCGCUGAGGCCACUCCCGCCGCUGCACCCACCACCGAAGCUGAGGCACCUGCUGCCGCUGCUGACGCCGCUCCUGCUGCUACCGAGGAGCCCGCCAAAGAGGAGAGCAAACCUGCAGAGGCCGAGAAGAAAGAGGAGAGGCCCAAGAGCCCCGGUCUGCUCGCUAAGCUCCUUGCCCCCUUCAAGGAUGGCAAGACGAAGGUAGAGAAGAAGGCCAAGGCGCCAAAGAGCCCUAAGAAAGAGAAGAAGAAGGAAGAAGCCGAGGCUCCUGCCACUGAGGAAGCCGCCGCUAAGGAGGAGCCUGCCGCUGAGGCCCCCGCUGCCGAGGCCGCCAAGGAGGAGCCCGUUGCCGAACCCGUCAAGGAGACCGAGACCGCUGCUCCCGCCGCCGCCGAGGCCCCUGCUGAGGCCCCAGCCGCUGAGGAGGAUAAGAAGGAGGAAAAGAAAGAGGAGAAGAAGGAAGGCAAGGCCCUCAAGGUCAGCCGCCGACUCUCUGCCCGCGUUGGUGACUUCUUCAAGGGCAAGCCCAAGCCCGAAGUCGCCGCCCCCGCCAAGGUCGAUGAGCACCCACCUAAGAUCGAUGAGCCUGCCCCCGUUGCACCCCUCGAGAACCCCGCUUCCGAGCCCGCUACUGAGGCUGCUGCUGCGACCAAGCCCGAAGAGCCUGCGAAGCCUGUUGAGGCCGCUCCCGUGGCUGCACCCGUUGUUGCGGCUGCAGCUUAA
Molecule: messenger RNA, 1200 nt
Organism: Cyclocybe aegerita
Lineage: Eukaryota; Fungi; Basidiomycota; Agaricomycetes; Agaricales; Hemipholiotaceae
Source: the annotation of a GenBank genome assembly